Molecule: messenger RNA, 2781 nt
Organism: Fusarium subglutinans
Lineage: Eukaryota; Fungi; Ascomycota; Sordariomycetes; Hypocreales; Nectriaceae
Product: transcriptional activator Mut3p
Exons: 4
Coding region: 1-2781 (926 amino acids)
Biological process (GO): DNA-templated transcription; positive regulation of transcription from RNA polymerase II promoter by galactose
Cellular component (GO): nucleus
Molecular function (GO): DNA-binding transcription factor activity, RNA polymerase II-specific; RNA polymerase II cis-regulatory region sequence-specific DNA binding; zinc ion binding
Source: RefSeq, a predicted model, not a curated record
AUGAACCAGCUCGCGACUGCAGGAUACUCAUCAAUUGCGCUGGAUGUCUAUGGCAGUGGCCUUUCCGUGUUGUCAGAGGGGGUUGAAGAUCCAACAUUUGACACAAUCGCGAGUGAUGUAAAGGCUUUACUGGAAGGACUGCGCAUCCGACCCGAAAAUGCCGUCGCCGUUGGACAUUCUAUGGGCGGUAUCAUUGUACCAAAGCUCGCCCUGAAGUGCAACCUUCGCGGGUCAGUUCUCAUUGGCCCUGUGCUGCCAAAGCCUGCAAUGGCCGAGAUCUUCAAUACUCGCAUAGAGACAGCCAAGAAAGAGGGAAUGGAGCCAAUGGCCAAGACUAUUCCAUUCGCCGCGACAGGCUCCAAGGCAACUUUGACACAAAAAGCAUUCAUUCGAGCUCUGUUACUGUCGCAAGAGCCCGAGGGGUACAUCGCCUUGUGUCGCGCGAUUGCGCAAGCAGACGUGCCUCCUUACGCAAACAUCAAAUGCCCCGUGCUUGUUCUAUCUGGUGGAGAGGACAAAACAAGCCCGAUUCCGGAUGCGCAAAAGAUUUUGAGCGAUUCGCGGCCCGCGGUUCACUCCCUCAGUUCCAGGGACUUCACACGAUCUACCGACGACGAAAUGCCUACCAGGAGGGUCCGAGACUGCGAGAGAAGGCGAUGCGCCGAGGCCUGCGAGAGCUGCAAACGUCGCAAACAGAGAUGUGAUGGCCGUAGACCCUGCGCCCGCUGCAUCAAGCGAGGUCUCGGUCAUGAGUGCCACGAGUCUCAAUCUGCCUCAAACAAUGGCGCAAGACGCAUCCUCGCGUCAUCCCUACCAAGUCCCGAUCCCGAUAGACUCAGUAAUAUCACCGAGCAGACCACUCCUGCUGGUAGUAUAACCGUCGGAAACAGAUCGGGUCUGACGUCGGUGGAUGAGACGUAUGUUGAUGACGGGACCUCUUCUUCUCUGCAGCUGCUCUCGAAUACACAACCCGAGAGACUUCCACGCAUGUCGCGCCUUGUUCAAGAUACGAGGGGUGAAUACAUGUUCAUUGGCGACUCUGCAACUCUGUCUUUUCUACAGAAUAUUCGGAGGAUUGUGCGACGUAGCAUAGGAGAUUGUACCCUUGUUGAUGACCCAUUGCGACAUGGUAUCGUCGAAGCAUCGCCUGAAACACGGCGAGGAUGGAUCCUGUCGAGUGCUCAGAACCCGCCGCCACGGCAGUCGGAGCAGGAACUCGAUUACCUUGUGAAAUGGUACAUGCAAUCAGCUAACUGUGUACUUCUUCUCUUCGACCAAACAGAACUUGACCAAGGCAUAAGGAAGUGGAUUGAAGAUGGCCAAGAUAUCGCUGACCCUGCGAGUUCUGUAUACUAUCUGGUCUUUGCCAUUGGUGCGCAAACAGGGCCAGAAGACAAAGAUGACCUGGCUGAGACCUUCUUCAACUAUGCCCGGUACUUGACAGUGGAAACACUGAUAGAAGAGCCGGGCAUUGUCACCAUUCAAGCGUUCGUGCUCAUCGCCAUGUAUCUUCUAGGUGCAUCGCGCCGCAACGCGGCUUUUAUGUAUCUCGGCAUGGGAGUUCGAGCGGCAUAUGCCAUCGGUCUUCAUCGCCAUGAUAUUGCUUCCCUCUUCUCUGCCAACGAGAGUCGUGCGAGAGAACAGCUAUGGAAAGGCAUCCGAAUUCUGGAUCUUUUCAUGAGCGCCUCAUUGGGUCGGCCUCCCUCAACAUCCGAGUUGAGAGACACUACAAACCCUCAGAACUAUUCAGCUUGCAAUGACCUCUCCAUGAUCUUCGAGUUGAUCCUGACAGAUGUUUAUGCAAAAAGAAUGAUAUCUCCAGAGAUACUGGAACGCAUCAGCAAGCAUCUCCGACGAUGGACUGCACAAUGUGGAGAGGGUCUCGCGGUUGAUGGCAUCGAGCAGGAUGACUUGAUCCGUGACCAGAAUGGCGAAGAACAGCCAAAUAUUGGGCUGAUACACCUCAAACUCACUGGUCAUUGGACCGUCAUGCUCCUGUCUCUUCCAUUUCUACAUAAGGCGGUAUCUCAACACGUCGAAGACAAUGAGCAGUCCGCGCAAGGAACUGCGAAGCGAUCUUCGUCAGCGAACCAAGUUCUUGUCCACUCCUGCCUCGAGUCGGCAGUGCGGACAGUGGACCUACUACAGACUCUUGUCAGGACUGGAACUAUACCAAAACGCUUACCGAUUGUUGGAAACUCGGCGUUCGUAUCUGGUCUCGUCCUCGGUGCAGCAAUCUUUGGCGAUUUCGACAACUCAUUCCCGCUCGAGAAGAGCCUCCAUGCAGCGAGAGGCGUUCUCGACCGCUUCAGUCGUUACGAUGCUGUGGCGAAGCGCCAUCUUAUGAUCUUGGAUCACCUACAGAAUGCAUGCGACAUAUACAUGGAUAACCGGGCAAGGCUACGAAUGGAACGUCAACGGUACCUCGUCAACGGUCUUUUCGGGAGUAUUCACACCAUCGGGAAGUCGCCAUUACGAAAUUCUCAGCAACCAGAAGGUAACUCUCGAAUCGGUUCAACGGAUGGGAUACAAACACAACCGCAAACACCCAGACCGGGCCAAGUAGCGAACGAGAUGACCGAGGAGCAACAAGGCUUCUCAAUAGAGGGAGGGGAGCAAACAGAUAUUGACGUUGAUAUUUCAGCGGAUGCUUUUCUUGGUAUUUCACCGAACAUGCUUUGGUUUGAUUCUUUUGAUACGACAAUGUCUCUAUUUCCUAUCGUCGAUACGCAAAUAAUGGGCGACGAAAUGAUGGCCAACGGUGUUAAUAAUCAAGAAUGA